Vicia villosa (hairy vetch) is the source of this 348-nucleotide messenger RNA. RefSeq lists its product as uncharacterized. The transcript has a single exon. Bases 1 to 348 code for a protein of 115 amino acids. Lineage: Eukaryota; Viridiplantae; Streptophyta; Magnoliopsida; Fabales; Fabaceae. The record is from RefSeq and is a predicted model, not a curated record.
AUGUAUAUUGAAUUUAGAGGAGAAAGGCCUAGUAUGAAUUGGAGAAAGCUAUUUUAUCAAAACCAUGCUCGUCCCCGUGCUCGGUUUACUCUUUGGCUCACUGUCCUUGAAAGACUCCCAACAAAGGACAGAUUGGAGAAGAUUGGUAUACACAUUGAUGGAAAAUGUUUGGCCUGUGAUAAUGUUGAAACUGUGAAUCAUAUUUUCUUUGCUUGCAGGUUUACACAACAUAUAUGGAGCACCCUUAUCAAUUGGAUUGGCUAUCCAAUUCGUAGGCAUGAUUGGGACAAAGAAUUGGAAUGGAUCAUAGCUGAGACUACAAAAAAGGAUGGCGACGGUGUUUACUGA